Messenger RNA from Pantherophis guttatus, 5904 nucleotides. The record is from RefSeq and is a predicted model, not a curated record. Lineage: Eukaryota; Metazoa; Chordata; Lepidosauria; Squamata; Colubridae.
AAAAGGAAAGGGGAGGAGUCUCGCAAGCUCCCAUCCCGCUCACGUCUUCCAUGGAGGGGAGGGAUAUCCCCAGUCCCCUUCUCUCCCCGGCCCCCACAAGCCUCAAUGGUCCUCCCCCCCAGCCUUCCCCUGGGCCCCCCUUUCCCCCCUCCUGGCCAACGUCCCCACCAGCAGCAGCAACAGGCGGAGCCCACGGAGGCUUCCCACAAGAGGGGAGAAGUGGAAUUGGGGGGGGGGGGCUUGACAGGGGUACUUCGGAGUUGGCUUCUAAGGGAUCCGGUUCGCCAAUGGGAAGCCUCCCUUCCGUUGAGGCUGUCUCCAGGCCGAAUUUCUGACUAUGACUAUCAUUCAGUGUUGUACCUGAUGAUUCUUGGCGAACGUAGCUUUUCUUUUAUGUACACUGAGAGCUUAUGCACCAAAGACCAAUUCCUUGUGCGUCAAUCACGCUUGGCCAAUCAAGAAUUCUGUUCUAUUGUAUUGUGUGCGAGAUACAGAGAAGAAGAGACGAUCCAGGACCCGGGGAGGCCCACGAUCUCCGCCUGGCUUCUCCCGGAUGCCGCUUGCACAGCUCGCUCUGAAGGGCAGCUGCAGCUCAGGGAAGAGGCUGUCCUGCAAAGCUGCCCCCACGGCCGCGAUUUCCCCCCAGAUUCCCGGAAGACUGGAAGGAUCUUUGGAGAGCCAGCGGUGCCAGUGGCUGGAAGGUCCCUUCUGAGCCUGGCAGAGAAGAGGAGAAGCAGGAAGACCUCCAGAGGGAUCCCCAAGGAUAAAAGUCAAGGUCAGGAUACCUCACUAGUGGACAAAAUGGAGUCACCGUUGUUCAUUGAAUCAUCUCCUUCUAUUGGUGAAGCUGAAAGAGUUGCUGGAUUUCCAACUCAGGGUGCUGUGUCCUUUGGGGAGGUGGCCAUCCAUUUCAAUAGUGAAGAGUGGUUGCUGCUUGAUCCCAGCCAGAAAGCCCUGCAUGAAGAAGUCAUGUUGGAAACAUCUAGGAUCUUGGCCUCUUUAGAAGCAUUUGAUGCGCAGAAGGAAAAUGACCAAGAGUCAAAUUUAAUGCCAUUGCAAAUAAUCAAAACUGAAAUUCCUGAGGAGACAUCUACAAAUAAGCGGGGAAGGAGGAAACGUGAAAAGAAGCACAAUUGGAGGGAAAAAUCUAUUCGUGAAUGUGUGGAAAUGAAUCACUUCCUGACCCAACAUGAUUCCAAAGCAAAUACGGGGAAAUGUCAAAGUAGAAAAAGAUUCAAAGCAAACCCCAAUUUUAGUAACAACUGCAAAAUUGGAAACAGCUUCAGCAGUAAUAAUCUUACUUUACAUAAAAUGAUCCAGGCAAGGGAGAAACCCUACAAUGCUAUGGACUGUGGAAAAAGUGUUGGGUGGAAAGGUAAUUUAACUUCUCAUAAAAAGAUCCACACCACAGAAACACCCUAUAAGUGCCUAGAGUGUGGAAAGAGCUUCAGGGACAACAUUUAUCUAACCUCCCACAAAAGGAUACAUACUGGAGAAAAACCCUUUAAAUGCAUAGAAUGUGGGAAGAGUUUCAGAAUUAGUGGUGACCUGAUACGCCAUAGAAGGAUCCAUUCAGGGGAAAAACCCUAUAAAUGUGUAGACUGUGGAAAAAGGUUCAGUAGGAAGGGUUCCCUUACUUCCCAUAAAAGGGUACAUAGUGAAAAACCCUUUAAAUGCAUAGAAUGUGGGAAGAACUUCAGAAUUAGUAGUGACCUGAUACGCCAUAGAAGGAUCCAUUCAGGGGAAAAACCCUAUAAAUGUGUAGACUGUGGGAAAAGGUUCAGUAGGAAGAGCUCCCUUACUUCCCAUAAAAGGAUACAUACAGGAGAAAAACCCUUUAAAUGCAUAGAGUGUGGGAAGAGCUUCACAACUAGUAGUUACCUGAUAUGCCAUAGAAGGAUCCAUUCAGGGGAAAAACCCUAUAAAUGUGUGGAUUGUGGACAAAGGUUCAGUAGGAAGGGUUCCCUUACUUCCCAUAAAAGGAUACAUAGUGAAAAACCCUUUAAAUGCAUAGAAUGUGGGAAGAGCUUCAGAAUUAGUAGUGACCUGAUAGACCAUAGAAGGAUCCAUUCAGAGGAAAAACCCUAUAAAUGUGUAGACUGUGGGAAAAGGUUCAGUAGGAAGAAUUCCCUUAUUUACCAUAAAAGGAUGCAUACUGGAGAAAAACCCUUUAAAUGCAUAGAAUGUGGGAAGAGCUUCAGCACUAGUAGUUACCUGAUAUGCCAUAGAAGGUUCCAUUCAGGGGAAAAACCCUAUAAAUGUGUAGACUGUGGAAAAAGUUUCAGUAUGAAGAAUUCCCUUACUUACCAUAAAAGGAUGCAUACUGGAGAAAAACCCUAUAAAUGUGUAGACUGUGGAAAAACCUUCAGUACAAGCAGUUACUUUACUAAGCAUAAAUUGAUCCAUGCGGGAGAGAAACCCUUUAAAUGCAUAGAGUGUGGGAAGAGCUUUAGGCAAAGUGGUAGCCUUGCUUCCCAUCAAAGGAUUCAUACAGGCGAGAAACCCUGUAAGUGUAUAGAGUGUGGAAAGAGCUACAGAAAUACGAAUCAACUGACAUCCCACAAAAGGAUCCAUUCAGGUGAAAAACCUUAUAAAUGCACAGAAUGUGGAAAACCCUUCAGGACAAGCAGUUCCCUUGCUUCUCAUAAACGGAUCCAUACAGGAGAGAAACCCUAUAAAUGCAUGGAGUGUGGGAAGGGCUUCAGGGUAAAGAGUGCUCUUACUUCUCAUAAACGGAUCCACACAGGAGAAAAACCCUAUAAAUGCCUAGACUGUGGGAAGGGCUUCAGCCAAAGCAGUGGCCUUACUUCCCAUAAACGGGUCCACACAGGGGAAAAACCCUAUAAAUGCUUGCAGUGUGGAAAGAGCUACAAAACCAGCAGUUACCUGAACUUCCAUAAACGGCUCCACAAGGGAGAGAAACCCUAUAAAUGCAUGGAGUGCGGAAAGAGCUUCGCUAUAAAGAGUUCUCUUACUUGUCAUGAAAGAAUCCACACAGGAGAGAAGCCUUAUAAAUGUCUAGAGUGUGGGAAGAGUUUCAGCCAAAGCAGUCAAUUUAGUUUCCAUAACCGGAUGCAUACAGGGGAAAAACCUUAUAAGUGCACAGACUGUGGAAGGACCUUCGCUGCAAGUGGCUAUCUGAUUUACCAUAAAAGGACCCACACAGGAGAGAAACCUUAUAAAUGCCUGGAAUACUGUGGAAAAGGAUUCGGUUCAAAUAGUUCCCUUACUUAUCAUGAAAGGAUCCAUAGGGGAGAAAAACCCUAUGAAUGCCUAGAGUGUGGGAAGAGCUUCAUACAAAGCAGUGACCUUACUUCCCAUAAAAGGAUCCAUACAGGGGAAAAACCAUAUAAGUGCAUGGACUGUGGAAAAAGCUUCAGUUCGAAUAGUUCUAUUAAUUAUCAUAAAAGGAUCCAUACAGGAGAGAAACCCUAUGAAUGCAUUGAGUGUGGGAAGAGCUUUAGCAAAAGCAGCGUCCUUACUGCCCACAGAAGGAUGCACACAGGAGAGAAACCCUACAAAUGCAUAGAUUGUGGGAAAUGCUUCAGUUUGAACAGUUCCCUAACUUCUCAUAGAAGGAUCCAUACAGGAGAGAAGCCAUAUAAAUGCAUAGAGUGUGGUAAAAACUUCAGCAAAAGCUGUUACCUGACUUCCCAUAAAAGGAUCCAUACAGGAGAGAAACCCUUUCAAUGCAUGGAGUGUGGGAAGAGCUUCAGCAAGAGCAGUGUCCUUACUUCCCACAAAAGGAUCCAUUCAGGGGAAAAACCUUAUACAUGCGCGGACUGUGGAAAGACCUUUCAUGGCCGUGGCCACCUGAUGUCUCAUAGGAGGAUUCACACAGGAGAGAAACCCUAUAAAUGUCUGGAGUGUGGAAAGAGCUUCAGUCAUAGUGGUUCCCUUACCUCCCAUAAAAGAGUCCACACAGGAGAGAAACCGUAUAAAUGUGUGGACUGUGGAAAGAGCUUCAGUCGAAGCAGUUCCCUUACUUGCCAUAGAAGAAUCCACUCAGGAUUCAAACCUUAUAUAUGCAAUCAAUGUGGGAAGAGCUUUAGUACAAGCAGCUCUCUUACUUACCACAUUAGUAUCCACACAGGGAAGAAACUAUAUCAGUGCACAGAGUGUGGGAAGAGCUUCAGGUUGAAAAGUCACCUAAAUUCCCAUAAAAAGAUCCACACAGGGUUGAAACCUUAUAAAUGUAUGGAAUGUGGAAAGAGUUUUUCUGAAAACAGGACUCUUAUUUGUCAUGAAAGAAUCCACACAGGGGAGAAAAAAUAUGCAUGCAUGUUGUGUGGAAAGAAUUUCAUGUGGAGCAAUCAACUUACUUCCCAUAAAAGGACCCAUGUGGAGGAGAUGCCUUUAGUGACUGAAGUGUCUUUAAUUCAUGUAAACGGAUCCACUAUGAUAUGAAACGUUAUAAAAACAUGGAAUGCAGGCAGAACUUUAGUCAAGAAUUGCGAACUGAUUCAUGUUAAAACACUUGAUGUGCAGGACUAUAUAUCUGCAGGACUAACUUUCCCUGAGGAUAUCUGUCUGAUGUUGUAAAUUACUCAGAGGGUGCUCUAAAGCACUAUAGAGUGGUAUGUAAGUCUUAAGUGCUAUUGCUAUUUUCCUGUUCCACUGGAACAAUAGGGUUGUCCCUUCUCUUAAAUAUUGCCAUCUUGAGGAUCCUCAGAAGCUGCCAUUUCUGUUUCAGAGUCUGCCCUAUGGAACACAGUCUCCAAGAUCUGAUUGCCUCUGCUUCUUUUAUCCUUCCAGAGCCUUUAAAAUGGGUGCUCACUUAGAGAAGUGAGGCUGAGGCACUUUUUUUUUGCUGUUUGCUUUUAUAUUGUUUUAUUGGCUAUAAGUUGUUUUAAGAUUGGCAUCUAUAUAAAUGUUUAAAGUUUUAAGUAAGUAUAUACAGGUAACCCUCGCUUACUGACAAUAUUAAGCCAGUAGUCAUAAAUUGAAACAUCUUAACGACUGUGCUGGUCUUACAUCAGGUGGUCAAUUCCACUUGUAAUUAUUAAUCAAAUCCCCUGUGAUCAUAAAGCACAAUGUGAAAUUAUUGCAGUAUGUGAUUUCUUGAAGCUUCCACAUUGACUUUACUUAUGAGAAGCUGGCUAAUUUAAUGUUUGAUUAUUGUGCCCUGAAAUCAGGGUCAGCUCUUGUGACUAUAGAGACAGGUAGUCCUUGGCUUACUACAAUUGGAUUGGAACUUUCACUGCAAAGCAGUUGGUCACUAAGCGAGUAACUGCAAAUGUUGACCUUUUUUGCCUCAGUUGUUAAGUGAAUCCGGCUUCUCCCAUUGACUGGCUGGCUGGGAAAGUCACAAAAGGUAAGCACACACAACCCCAGGAUGCUGCUGCAACUCUUGUAAAUACAUGCCAGCUGUCAAGCACCCUAAAUUGCAAUCAUGCUGUGGUUGUAAGUGUGAAGAUCGACAGUGUCACUUUUUUGAGUGCCGUCACAACUUUGAAAGGUCACAAAUAAACGGUUGUAAAAUGAGGAUUACCUGUAGAGAUUUUGCCCAAGAUAAUCUAUCCCCAACUGGCUCCUUCAGAUUUUCCAACAAUGCUCCACUGCCACUGUAGCCAAGACAAUCAGGUGGAUGGCACUCUGUUAAAAAGAGAAGCCAUGAGAAGCUGCUAGAACCACUGCAAGUAGAAAAGACCAAAUAAAGUUUAGAAUACUCACUUAGACAUCCCCUAUGUGGAAAUGUGCCCAGAGACCAAGCAAAACUGGCCCAAAAUCAUGACUUCCUAUGGGAUGCCUUGAACCAAUUAAAACUGCUAGUAUAAUCUGAGAUCUGUGAGGUUUAUAAACUUGUUGGUAUGAGGGCCCACCAGAGAUUCCUUGGUUUGUUCCUCUAGUCCCCAGUGUGGAUUUUCCCCCCCUCUUGUUACAGAAAUAAAAGUUUUAAGUAUA